This is a messenger RNA of Rotaria sp. Silwood1, 1029 nucleotides long. NCBI's taxonomy places the organism in Eukaryota, Metazoa, Rotifera, Eurotatoria, Philodinida, Philodinidae. The record is from the annotation of a GenBank genome assembly.
AUGAUUGAUCUUCGUAAACGUGUUUUUUCUAUGUAUGGGAAAAACAAAAAUUUGAAAAAAAUCGAUAUAGUAAAACAUUUUGAACUUGAAGGUUUUAAAAGAUCAACAAUUUAUAAUAUAAUAAAACGUUAUGAAAAUGGUCUACCAAUUGAAGACUGUCCAAGGAGUGGUCGUCCACCAUAUUUCGAUAGAAAAAAAUUGAAGCGUCUACAACAUGCUGCUGCAAAUCGUAUUGGUGUGAAUCAACGAAAAUUAGCAACAAAAUUUGGUGUCACACAACCAGCUAUUCAUUAUAAUUUGAAGAAACUUGGUCUUAAAUAUUAUAAACGUCAGAAGGCACCUAAAUAUACAACAAAACGACUUCAACAAAUACCAAAAAAAUGUGGAAAUAUUAGACGUCAACUUACAACAAAACACACAUUCAUUAUUGUCGAUGAUGAAAAAUACUUUAGCUUCUCAAAUGAUGAUAUGCCACAAAAUACUGGUUUUUACUCGUUUGAUAAAGAACAUGUUCCAGAUAAUGUGAAAUACAAAACAAAAGAAAAAUAUUCAAAAAAGGUUUUAGUGUGGUUAUCAUUAUCAGCAAAAGGUAUUUCAAAACCUUUUAUUGGAACUGCAAAGGGUCCGGCUAUUAAUUCCAAUGUUUAUAUUAAAGAAUGUUUAAGUAAACUUCUUGUAUUUAUUGAAACUUAUCAUUCUCAUGAUGAUUAUAUAUUUUGGCCCGAUUUAGCAACAUCACACUAUGCUAAUGAAACAACACAAUGGCUUAUUCAACAUCAGAUCAAGUUCAUUCCCAAACAAGUUAAUCCACCAAAAGUUCCAAAAGCCCGACCAAUAGAAGACUUCUGGUCGAUACUUGCUAAUAAAGUGUAUGAAGGAGGUUGGGAAGCAACAACUGAAUUACAAUUAAAACAAAGAAUUCGGAAGAAAAUAAAAGAAGUCGAUAUGAAGGUUGUUAGUAACAUGAUGAACACCAUACGAACAAAAUUGAGAAAAAUAGAAAAUAGUGGACCAUUUGCUAUACUUUAA